Messenger RNA from Salvelinus sp. IW2-2015, 3873 nucleotides. Lineage: Eukaryota; Metazoa; Chordata; Actinopteri; Salmoniformes; Salmonidae. The record is from RefSeq and is a predicted model, not a curated record.
UGAGCAGGUGAGUGCGGGACCCUGUCUGCCCCACUGUCCAGUGACAUAAUGAGCUGGAGCUUCCUCACGCGGCUGCUGGAGGAGAUCCACAACCACUCCACCUUCGUGGGGAAGCUGUGGCUCACCGUGCUUGUCGUCUUCCGCAUCGUCCUCACCGCCGUCGGGGGAGAGUCCAUCUACUAUGACGAGCAGAGCAAGUUCAUCUGCAACUCGGGCCAGCCGGGCUGCGAGAAUGUCUGCUACGACGCCUUCGCGCCGCUAUCGCACGUCCGCUUUUGGGUCUUCCAGAUCAUCCUGGUGGCCAUGCCAUCUCUAAUGUACAUGGGCUACGCCGUCAACAAGAUCGCCCGGCUGGACGAGGACAAGGGCGGGGGAGGGUUGGCCACUGAGACAGGGGGAGGGGAUGGAGGUGGCUACACCCACCGGAGGCCCAGGAAGAUCUGCUUCGGGGCGCGGCAGCACCGGGGUAUAGAGGAGGACCAGGACCAGGACCAAGAGGAUGACCCUAUGAUCUACGAGGUGCCUGAGCCCGAGCCCCCUCGCCGGGUCGACCCGCUGGCCCCGCGGCCCAAGCCCAAGGUACGCCAUGACGGGCGGCGGCGUAUCCAGGGUGACGGGCUGAUGCGUAUYUACGUGYUGCAGCUGGUGACUCGCACGGCRCUGGARGCRRGCUUCCUGGCGGGCCAGUACCUGCUGUACGGYUUCCGYGUSAUUCCCGUGUUYGUGUGCUCCUUCRAGCCCUGCCCCCACAGCGUGGACUGCUUCGUGUCGCGGCCCACGGAGAAGACCAUCUUCCUGCGCAUCAUGUACGGCGUCACKGUGCUCUGCCUCACCCUCAACGUGUGGGAGAUGCUGCACCUGGGCAUCGGGACCAUCUGUGACAUCMUCCGCCGUCGCCGGGUGGUGGGGGAYGGGGGUGCUGASUACGUGGGGUACCCGUUCUCKUGGAACGCCCCGUCRGCUCCGCCGGGCUACAACAUCGUGGUGAAGCCGGAGCAGAUCCCCUACACGGACUUGAGCAACGCCAAGAUGGCGUGCAAGCAGAACCGGGCCAACAUCGCCCAGGAGGAGCAGCAGCAGUUUGGAAGCAACGAGGACAAUUUCCCCACGGGAGGGGAGGCCCGCGUGGCCCUCAACAAGGACAUGAUCCUGCAUGCCCAUGACCAGCUAGAGGCAGCCAUUCAGGCCUACAGCCAGCAGCACAGGGCAGAGGAACACCUGGGGGACAACCAUGAUGACAAGCCCCGAAGCAACAUCACCCAGGCCCAGGCCCAGGCCCAGGCCCAGCCUCAGCCUCAGCCUCAGCCGCAGCCUCACAAGGAACGCAAGCACCGAUUCAAACACGGCAAGGGGGGCAGCAGUGGAGAAGGGAAUGGGAGCAGCAGCAACAGCAGUAGCAGCAAGUCAGGGGUGGGCAAGCCUUCUGUGUGGAUUUGACCCCGUACACACACAAAUAGACAAACACACACACACACACACUCCAGCCCUGGCCUGAGCCAGCACUGACGGAGCCCCAUAUCCCUGUAGAGUAUGUGUCAGUGAGGGAAGGGGUGGCCCCGAAAACGCCAGGACCGGCCCUGAAUGGAGGGCUGAGGUAGUGGGAUGUCAUGUUGUCUUUCUGUGGAUAUUUCGACACCAUGUUGUGCCUUUAAAAAUCCCACAAGCUGGAGGAGACUAGCCUACAGUAGUAGAAUGUCAGUGUGGACAGGUGAGGACAGGUGUGUCAGGAGCAUUAGUGAUUUUGUAGGAGUUUGUCUGGGCUGUCGCUGUCUAACCUAAAACACCCCGAUACAACUCUCUGAAAUAGUCUCUAGUGUUUUUGAACUCUUCCAAUUCUGAAGCAGACACUUGUUCUCUGUUGUCUUUUUACUGUCCCGUCUUCCAGUAGCCUGAUGACUCACACUAAAUGAUUCUGUAGUUCGCUGCACACUUUAGUCUGAGCCUGCCACCGUUGAAGUCAUUUGUGGUGACGAAGGGCAUUGUACAAAACAAAGUCAUCAGCGAUUGGAUCGUCUCUAACCAAUCAGAGCCCAUGGGCGCCGCUUUACCCACGUGUGUUCUGGCUCUGGCCCAACCCAUCGGUUUCUGGACCAAUCAGAUGGCCUCGAAUGUGUUUGCAUUCGGUGAAGGGUGCUCAGAUCCAGACUCAUUGAGGAGAAGAAACUAACAUCCGUGGGCGUGGCAUAGCGUUUGGCCGGAGCAAGGAUUCUGGGCAACCAGGCAAGUCUUCCAGAGGAUAUUGGGCUGAGAAAAUUACUAUAUACCUUUAUCACCAUUUUUUUUUUUCUGAUGCAUUUAUUUAUAUCCCGUCCGUUCUCUUGGUGAUCCUGAUUUCCAUUCCAGAUUUCGAUCAUGCUAAUUUGUUGGCUGACUUUCUACAAAGUCACAGACUUUGUAAUACAUUGGCAUCAGAAUGAAUGAACAUCGCAAUGCAAUGAAUGACAUCGUAAUACAAAGACAGUUUAAAGAAUGACUUUAUAAUGUAAUGACAUCACAAUACAAUGACAUCAUAAUGCAAUGACUUCAUAAUGCAACGACUUCAUAAUGCAGGUAUGAUAAUGAAAAGGUCAAUCAUAAUGUGGAUGUUCAAGGCUAUUGUGUAUCUAUUAUCUCUCCAAGGUCACUGAUGUUUAGUGUGUGCGACUUUAUAUUUGACCCAGGCCAAGUCUUUGAGUGCAUGCAUCUUCCAGGUGGAGGGACAGUUCAUGGCUUGAUCAGAUGAAAGUGGUCAGGGAUAUAUGGUUGAUUUAGACAGAGUCUGGUGAAGAGUGCUACUCUUGUACCCAAUGGAGUUCCCCUCCUUCACAAUGUGUAUGAGAAUCAAUUAUUCUCACCAUUAAUUAAUACCAUUUAUUGACAACUCCCUCUGUAAACCUGCAAUCUUUUCACUUUAUUUUCUCUGUGUUUCUCCGUCUCUAGUUCUCUCCAGUUUGGACCUGUGUAAGGUUUUGUCAGUACUGGGUUGGCAUUUUAUCUGUCUGGUUAUUGAGUGCCCCCUGGUGGUACAGCUUUUAAACUAAGGAUUUAUCACCCCCUUAGUACAAUAUGGCUUACUUUAAGUUGUUAUCUUACUAGUACUUACUAAUGUCGAGUUACCAAUGAUCACCCAGCAUUCCAAACACCUGAAGUUAGUCUCUCCAGUUACACAGUAGCCUACUGUUUCCUUUUCAACCUCUUCCUUACAAGAGUCUUCCGUACAGUGUUCUAUAUGAGACCAACAAAGCUGGAAACCCCCCCCCCAGCUCUCUAAGCUAGCUGUGUUGAUGAUCUGCCUCUCUGUUCUCCUCUGUCCAAAGUAUUUCUCUGAACUGCCAUAUGGUGUACGUCCUAAAUAGCACCCUAUUCCCUAUGGGCCCUGGUCAAAAGUACUGGAAUAUAUAGGGAAUAGGGUGCAAUUUGGGAUGAAGCUAUAGAGACCAAACACUGUUCGUGUGAUGAAGGCAGCGUCGCUGCCAUUGCCAAGACAACGUUAGGCUACUAUGCAGCCAGGUUGUGAUGUAGCUUUGCCAAGGAAUACUGUGGCCAUGCUACCUGAAUCACAAAGGAGAAGAACAUGUGUAUGACCAAUCCUUUGUAUUUUUUGUAAAAGUUGCUAUUUUUUAAAAUUAUGUCUGUGUGUUUUGGUGUGUUUUGGGAGGUCUAAUGUAGCAGAGGGGAAAUUGGUUUCCUUUUUCUUUUCUUUUUUGACCAGUUGUGUUUUUCAAACUUUUUUUUCUUCAAUAAAGAUUUUUAAAAUAAACAAUAAAGAUUGUAUUUACAGAUAUCUUCUAGAAUUGGUUAUUUUAUUGCCUUCAAAUUGUAAAGAUAAUAUAUUUUAGUAGUUGUGUAUCAUGUUGUUGAUGUGUAAAAUAAAAAAUGCAAUUGCCAAAUGUA